AUGAGUUCGACGAGUAGAGCUUGGAUUGUGGUUGCAAGCAUUGGGGCUGUUGAAGUAUUCAAGGAUCAAGGGUUUUGUAGAUGGAAUAACGCCUUGAGAUCCCUCCAUCAACACGCCAAGAACAAUUUCAGAUCUCUUUCUCAAGCUAAAAGACUUCCCUCUUCCUCUUCUUCAAUGGCGAUGACUAAGAAGUUGAUUCUCAGCGAUGAAAAGAUGAAGCAAUCCGAAGAAUCUCUCAGAAAAGUUAUGUACUUCAGCUGUUGGGGUCCCAAUUGAGAGCUCCAAAUCUCUAUAUUGCUCAAGACGCGUAUUACUUCUAUUUCUUCGAUUCUGUAGAUACCUGAUUGAGAACAUUAAUUGAUUCCAGAGGACAAAGUUAAAAA
Molecule: messenger RNA, 383 nt
Organism: Macadamia integrifolia
Lineage: Eukaryota; Viridiplantae; Streptophyta; Magnoliopsida; Proteales; Proteaceae
Exons: 1
Coding region: 1-276 (91 amino acids)
Source: RefSeq, a predicted model, not a curated record